CUCCUUUGACAUACAUAUAUAAUGAACUUCUGAAUUACAGACACACAGUGUGGAUGAAGUCUGCAUUGACUGUAAGCGUCGCAAGGGUUCAUGUAGCGCGUAGGUCAACAGGAGAGGUUUACCAGCACAAACAGAGAAAAUACUAUUAGCAGGAUUCGUGACUGUAACAGAAAGGCACGUUACAAGCUAGCUAAUGGUAGCUAAGAUAAACGUUAUCUGAUAUUAGCAGUGAUCCAUCAGCUAGAUAAAACGCUUAGGUACACGUUUUGGAAACGUUAAAGUAAAGGUUGUUUGGGGAAAAGCUGAGAAAGAAAGAAAUACAUCGAGAACCUUCUGGUGUGCUUUAGAUAUUAUUGAUGGACUUCAUUGCUGGAUGCUUAGGAGGUGCGGCUGGAGUGUUGGUUGGACACCCAUUUGACACAGUAAAGGUAAGACUGCAGGUCCAGAGUGCUGAUAAACCUCUAUAUCGUGGGACUUUCCACUGCUUCCAGUCCAUCAUACGUCAGGAGUCGGUAUUUGGCUUGUAUAAAGGCAUUGGAUCCCCCAUCAUGGGCCUUACAUUCAUCAAUGCUAUAGUGUUUGGUGUUCAGGGAAAUACAAUGCGAUGGCUGGGGGAAGACACCCCAAGGAACCAGUUCCUUGCUGGUGCUACAGCGGGAGCCAUCCAGACUGUGGUCUGCUGCCCCAUGGAGCUGGCCAAAACCCGCAUGCAAAUGCAGGGUACAGGGGUAAAGACGGGCUAUAAAAAGAUGUAUAAGAACUCCUUUGACUGUUUGCUACGCAUUUACAAACACGAGGGUCUGCGAGGUGUAAACAGGGGCAUGGUUACUACACUUGUCCGUGAAACACCUGCCUUCGGGGUUUACUUCCUGUCGUAUGAUUUGCUGACUCGCAGCCUCGGCUGUGAGCCAGAUGCCCGCUUUUUGAUUCCCAAACUGCUCUUUGCUGGGGGUAUGGCAGGCGUCACGUGUUGGGUCUGCAACUAUCCCGUAGAUGUGAUCAAAUCACGACUCCAAGCAGAUGGGGUGGGUGGUGUGAACCAGUACAGCAGCAUUGCUGACUGUAUUCGGCAGAGUGUCAGAAAAGAGGGUUACAUGGUGUUUACUCGAGGCCUCACUCCCACACUGCUAAGAGCCUUCCCUGUGAAUGCUGCCACUUUUGCUACCGUCACCCUCUUCCUCAUGUACGCACAAGGUGAGGACAGAAGGCCUAAAGACUGUGAGCCGGCCCCGAUACAGACAGAGGACCAGACCCGGCCCACCAACCUGUAACAGCAUACAGUGCUCAUCCUAAACCCAGGCACUUUAGAAGAAUACACCAAAACAAAAUAUAUAUUCAAACUUUUUGUUACUCUGACUUGGUUUCGCAUCACAUCAGCCAUUCCUUGUUUUGAAUCCAAAUAUACUUAUACUUUAUAUCAGCACUUUUUAUUUUCUAUGGAGCAAAAAGGAGAGCAAAACAUCUUUACUUUUAGCAAUAAUUUAAGUUUAGUGUUUGCUUCUGUAGAUGCAGAAGUUGAUAUACCUCUAAUAAGGUGGGGGAAAUAGAAGCUGACAGAUUCAUGACAGCUUUUGAAAUGACCUCAUCCUUUGAAUUAUUUUGUAUAAAAGAAAAGGAUUUGUUACUUAGCCACAAACCUGUCAGUAUGGCUAGAUCGUGUGUAUGGUAUAGGCACUGGAAAUUAAUAUCUCUAUUUACAUAUAUCUUCAAAUUUGCAGCGUUUAUCUGGAUUUAAAUAUUCCAGAGAACCUUUUUUUAAUGUAGAUCUAAAGAAUUUCUCCUGCCUUAUAAAACGGGUUUUCUUUGUGUGAGGAAGCUAAAGCACAUGUUUGUACCUGAAGCGUAUCCUCUGAAGAUUUGGGUGAGUAACAGGGAGCCAAUGUAGCGUGUGAUAAGCGUGCACAACUUUUCACAUCUAAACUGCUUUCAAACCAAAAACCAUCACAGAUUCGGUCUCAUCCAUUGCACGAUUAGCCCGUGCAGCACACGCCAGUAUCGAUGCAAGCAAAAAGCAUCAGGUCUAACAGCUCUUCAGGGAUCGAACGAAAAACGUCUGGGUGUGAAUCGAGAUUGCGGUCGCCGUUUUUGUUUUUUUAAUUGUUUUGCCUGUGUGUGUUGUGUUCUUCCAAAUAAUAUCAAGUUUUAUUAUUGUUACUCACUGCUGUGUUAAAGGUCUAGUAUAAAACCUUGCAAUUUUGUUUGUCAUUAUCUUCUUUUUAAAGGUGAUUUUAAGUGUGUGCCUGAUAUUCAAGGCCAGAUAUUCAUGCUGGGGCACUUUAAAGAAAUCUGCAAAGAAUUGCAUUUCUGAAACCAACAAAUAACACAAGAUUGAGGAUGUUCGUGUGAAUGUGUUACUGCAGGCAUGCGGCUUCAUGUUUUACUCUAGGUCAGGGACAUCAAAAUCAUUUUACAUUUAGGGCCACACGCAGUCCACUUUCAUCUUAAAUGGGCCGGACAAGUGACACUCCACUUUCUGUUUAACUGCACAUUUAAUCUAUGAGAUAUAUUAAUAAGAAAUAAAGAAGUGCAAUUUCAACAGAACCUCUGUUUUUCUAAGUUAUAAAUGUGCAAAAUUACAGAAAACAUUCUGGUAGUUUACUGAACACACUGUACCGUAUUUAUAAAACCUAAAGCUUUUAUUGAUUAAUGAAAGUCUUUUUGUUUUAACUGAAAUUUCUAUAACAGGAACCUCUCUGUUAUUUAAUUGUUUAGCUAUUACUUAACUACUUUGGUAUAGUAUGAAUGACUGUGGGGGAGGUCUUUAUCAGCAGGAAAGGCUUAAAACGUAUAAAAAAAUAAAGUUAAUCCAAAAAUGUGCGCCCUUCGUGAUAGUUUCUAAAGUCAUCCAGAGACCAGCUGUCUUUGCUGGGCCAAUUUUAGGCCCCGGGCCUUAUGUUUGACACCCCUGCUCUAGGUGAUUUAUUGCACUUUGGUGUUCUUCUGACUUUGUCUUGUUUCAGGGAAAACAGAUCCAGAUUUCUUUAACCAGAACUGCCUUUGAGCUCUGGUGGUGUAACAUCCUUUGCUGAAUGAAGCAAACACAUUUAAAAGAAGAAAUUUUGGAUCAGUGUUCAUGUUUAAAUGUAAACGUUGCUAUGAAAUCGAGGUUUUCUUCUCAAUAAGGGGAUAUUUUUCUGUCAGUCCUGUCAGACUCCAAUCAAAGCUUUUUCAAGCUUUUAAGUUCUCACACUGGCAGCAAAUUAAACCCAACGUGUUUUGCAUUAAAACAAUCUACUUACCUGCAGCUGCACUAAUUCCACGUUUGUUGAAUGUAACACACCUGUUUUGAUGUGGAGGUCUUUUAUUUUAAGAGUUUAAGGACAAAAGUAUUUUGGAGGAAUCCUUCAGUGAUGCUUCACUUAAACAGAGUUGUGUUGUGUUGUGGUGGCAGUGAUGAAUGAAAGCAUGAUUGCCAUGUAUGCAAAAGUUGCUUUUGUUUAACUCUAUAUUCAACUUCUCAAACAGCGACUGUUAUCUGUGGCUACAAAGUACAUCUGAAGCAUAUUACAUGACAAAUAUUACAUUUAUUUAUUCCAGCUCUUUGAAAGAUGCAAUACUUACAGGAUAUAAUUCUGAUAAUGCAGGAUUGUUUUGAAGUGACUGGUUAAAUAUAUAUUAUAUGUUUUUUAUUCUAAAGUAAUAAUGCAGUGCAAUGCCUUGAAUGUCCACGUUUAAGUGUAAACUGUCUUUAAUCAGUUUAAGGCACCCGGUGUAUUUUCACAAAAAAACUGAGAUGUGAUAUUUUUGUCAUGCAGAACCUAUUUGUCUAUUUUGGCAAUAAAGAUCUGUACAACUGGGUAAAUAAAAAUAAUUU
This is a messenger RNA of Neolamprologus brichardi, 3814 nucleotides long. RefSeq names its product mitochondrial basic amino acids transporter-like. Gene Ontology annotation, biological process: mitochondrial L-ornithine transmembrane transport. Gene Ontology annotation, cellular component: mitochondrion. The record is from RefSeq and is a predicted model, not a curated record. Lineage: Eukaryota; Metazoa; Chordata; Actinopteri; Cichliformes; Cichlidae. Gene Ontology annotation, molecular function: high-affinity L-arginine transmembrane transporter activity.